Molecule: messenger RNA, 2709 nt
Organism: Daktulosphaira vitifoliae (grape phylloxera)
Lineage: Eukaryota; Metazoa; Arthropoda; Insecta; Hemiptera; Phylloxeridae
Exons: 2
Coding region: 148-2673 (841 amino acids)
Molecular function (GO): protein binding
Source: RefSeq, a predicted model, not a curated record
GUGAAACAUUUAUAAACAAAUUGAUACUCUAUGUGAUAAUGUGUGCUGAUGUAUUGUAGAACUCCAUUUCAACCUAGAUUUUUUGGUUACUAUUUUUUAGCUUCGAUACGAAGCUGAGAAGCGAUUCAAUAUUCAGAUGACGAUGAAAUGUGUCAGAUUGAAAAAAGUUUUACUACAGAAGCUGCCGAAAAUGGAAACUUAGAAUUUUUAAUAUAUGCUCAUGAAAAUGGAUGUGAAUGGAACGAAGAAACAACAAAGGCUGCUGCUACUAAUGGAUAUUUAGAAAUCUUAAAAUCUUUACAUAUAAAUGAAUGUCCGUGGGAUGAAAGCACAACAGAAGCAGCUGCUUCUAAUGGUAAAAUUGAAUGUUUAAAAUAUGCUCAUGAAAAUGAAUGUCCGUGGGAUAAAAGCACAACAGAAGCAGCUGCUUCUAAUGGAGAAUUAGAUUGUUUAAAAUAUGCUCAUGAAAAUGGAUGUCCAUGGGAUGAAUCAACAACACAAGAAGCUGCUUAUAGUGGUGAAAUAGAAUGUUUAAAAUAUGCUCAUGAAAAUAAAUGUCCGUGGGAUAAAAGAACAACAGCAGCAGCUGCUACUAAUGGUAAAAUUGAAUGUUUAAAAUAUGCUCAUGAAAAUGAAUGUCCGUGGGAUAAAAGCACAACAGAAGCAGCUGCUUCUAAUGGAGAAUUAGAUUGUUUAAAAUAUGCUCAUGAAAAUGGAUGUCCAUGGGAUGAAUCAACAACACAAGAAGCUGCUUAUAGUGGUGAAAUAGAAUGUUUAAAAUAUGCUCAUGAAAAUAAAUGUCCGUGGGAUAAAAGAACAACAGCAGCAGCUGCUACUAAUGGUAAAAUUGAAUGUUUAAAAUAUGCUCAUGAAAAUGAAUGUCCGUGGGAUAAAAGCACAACAGAAGCAGCUGCUUCUAAUGGAGAAUUAGAUUGUUUAAAAUAUGCUCAUGAAAAUGGAUGUCCAUGGGAUGAAUCAACAACACAAGAAGCUGCUUAUAGUGGUGAAAUAGAAUGUUUAAAAUAUGCUCAUGAAAAUGGAUGUCCGUGGGAUGAAAGAACAACAGAAGCAGCUGCUUCUAAUGGUAAAAUAGAAUGUUUAAAAUAUGCACAUGAAAAUAAAUGUCCAUGGGAUGAAACAACAACAAAAUCAGCUGCUUCUAUUGGUAAAUUAGAAUAUUUAAAAUAUGCUCAUGAAAAUGAAUGUCCGUGGGAUGAAAGCACAACAGAAGCAGCUGCUUUUAAUGGUAAAUUAGAAUGUUUAAAAUAUGCUCAUGAAAAUAAAUGUCCAUGGGAUGAAAGAACAACAGAAGCAGCUGCUACUAAUGGUAAAAUUGAAUGUUUAAAAUAUGCUCAUGAAAAUGAAUGUCCGUGGGAUAAAAGCACAACAGAAGCAGCUGCUUCUAAUGGAGAAUUAGAUUGUUUAAUAUAUGCUCAUGAAAAUGGAUGUCCUUGGGAUGAAACAACAACACAAGAAGCUGCUUGUAGUGGUGAAAUAGAAUGUUUAAAAUAUGCUCACGAAAAUAAAUGUCCUUGGAAUGAAAGCACAACACAAUUAGCAGCAAUUUUUGGUAAAUUAGAAUCUUUAAUGUAUGCUCAUGAAAAUAAGUGUCCGUGGGAUGAAAGCACAACAGAAGCAACUGCUUUUUAUGGUAAUUUAGAAUGUUUAAAAUAUGCUCAUGUAAAUGAAUGUCCGUGGGAUGAAAGCACAACAGAAGCAGCUGCUUCUAAUGGUAAUUUAGAAUGUUUAAAAUAUGCUCAUGAAAAUAAAUGUCCAUGGGAUGAAAACACAACACAAUUGGCAGCAUAUCAUGGUAAAUUAGAAUGCUUAAAGUAUGCUAAUGAAAAUGGAUGUCCGUGGGAUGAAAGCACAACAGAAGCAGCUGCUUUUAAUUGUAAAUUAGAAUGUUUAAAAUAUGCUCAUGAAAAUGGAUGCCCAUGGGGUGAAAGCACAACAGAAGCAGCUGCUUUUAAUGGUAAAUUAGAAUGUUUAAAAUAUGCACGUGAAAAUGGAUGCUUUUGGAAUAAAACUACGAUAAAAGCGGCUGCACAAAACAAUAAGUUAGAGUGUUUAAAAUAUGCUCAUGAAAAUGGGUGUCCGUGGGAUGAAUCUACAACUAGAGCUGCUGCAGCGAGUGGCGGUUUAGACUGCUUAAUAUAUGCUCACAAAAAAGGAUGUAAUUGGGAUAAAGAUACGAUAGCUGCAGCAGCUGUGCAUGGUAAUUUAGAUUGUUUAAAAUACGCCCGUACUCAUGGAUGUGAUUGGGUUGAAGGUACAAUGAGGUUGGCUGCAGCGAAUGGACAUUUAGACUGCAUUAAAUAUGCCCAUGAAAAUGGUUGUGAAUGGGACGAAGGCACAACAAGGGAAGCUGCUGCUAGUGGUCAUAUUGACUGUUUGAUAUAUGCACAUAGAAAUGGAUGUAAAUGGGAUGAAGGGACAAUGAGUGGAGCUGCUGCAAAUGGUCAUUUAGUCUGCCUAAAAUAUAGUCAUUCGAAUGAGUGUGUGUGGGAUGAAGGGACAACAAGACUUGCUGCUGCAAAUGGACAAUUUGAUUGCAUAAAAUUUGCCCAUGAAAACUAUUGUCCAUGGAGUGGAGGUACCAUUUAUGAAGCUAGUCAAAAAGGUUAUAUAAGUAUAAUCAACUAUGCUACCGAAAAUGGCUGCCUUAAUUAAUUUUUUGUUGAAAUAUAAUUAUUUUUAUUUUAUUUA